AACCGGAGCCCCAGCCCGAACAGCCGGCGGCCAGCAGCGUCCUCGCAAGCCGAGCGCCCAGGCGAGCCAGGAGCCCGCAGCGGCGGCAGGAGCGCGCCGGGCCGCCCGGGAAGCCUCGGUUCCCGCGGCGGCGGCGGCGGCGGCGGCGGCGGCGGCGGCAACAUGGCCUCGGCUGGUAACGCUGCCGAGCCCCAGGACCGCGGCGGCGGCGGCAGCUGCAGCGGGGCCCCGGGCCGGCCGGCCGGUGGCGGGAGGCGCAGAAGGACCGGGGGGCUGCGCCGCAACGCCGCGCCGGACUGGGACUAUCUGCACCGGCCCAGCUACUGCGACGCCGCCUUCGCUCUGGAGCAGAUUUCCAAGGGGAAAGCUACUGGCCGGAAAGCGCCGCUGUGGCUGAGAGCGAAGUUUCAGAGACUCCUAUUUAAACUGGGUUGUUACAUUCAAAAAAACUGCGGCAAGUUCUUGGUUGUAGGCCUCCUCAUAUUUGGGGCCUUCGCUGUGGGAUUAAAGGCAGCUAAUCUCGAGACCAACGUGGAGGAGCUGUGGGUGGAAGUUGGUGGGCGAGUAAGUCGUGAAUUAAAUUACACUCGCCAGAAGAUUGGAGAAGAGGCUAUGUUUAAUCCUCAACUCAUGAUUCAGACCCCCAAGGAAGACGGUGCUAAUGUCCUGACCACGGAGGCACUCCGACAGCACCUGGACUCGGCGCUCCAGGCCAGCCGGGUCCAUGUAUAUAUGUAUAACAGGCAAUGGAAAUUGGAACAUUUGUGUUAUAAAUCUGGAGAACUUAUCACAGAAACAGGUUACAUGGAUCAGAUAAUAGAAUAUCUUUACCCUUGUUUAAUUAUUACACCUUUGGACUGCUUCUGGGAAGGGGCGAAGUUACAGUCUGGGACAGCAUACCUACUAGGUAAGCCUCCUUUGCAGUGGACAAACUUUGACCCUUUGGAAUUCCUAGAAGAGUUAAAGAAAAUAAACUAUCAAGUGGACAGCUGGGAGGAAAUGCUGAAUAAGGCUGAAGUUGGUCAUGGUUACAUGGACCGGCCCUGCCUCAAUCCGGCUGAUCCAGACUGCCCUGCCACAGCCCCCAACAAAAAUGCAACCAAACCUCUUGAUAUGGCCCUUGUUUUGAAUGGUGGGUGUCAUGGAUUAUCCAGAAAGUAUAUGCACUGGCAGGAGGAACUGAUUGUGGGUGGCACAGUCAAGAACAGCACUGGAAAGCUUGUCAGUGCCCACGCCUUGCAGACCAUGUUUCAGUUAAUGACUCCCAAGCAAAUGUACGAACACUUCAAGGGUUAUGAGUAUGUCUCGCACAUCAACUGGAACGAGGACAAGGCAGCAGCCAUCCUGGAGGCUUGGCAGAGGACGUAUGUGGAGGUAGUUCAUCAAAGCGUCGCUCAGAACUCCACUCAGAAGGUGCUUUCCUUUACCACGACGACCCUGGACGACAUCCUCAAGUCCUUCUCUGACGUCAGCGUCAUCCGAGUGGCCAGUGGCUAUUUACUGAUGCUUGCCUAUGCCUGUUUAACCAUGCUGCGCUGGGACUGCUCCAAGUCCCAGGGUGCCGUGGGGCUGGCUGGUGUCCUGUUGGUUGCACUGUCAGUGGCUGCAGGAUUGGGCCUGUGCUCAUUGAUCGGGAUUUCCUUUAAUGCUGCAACAACUCAGGUUUUGCCAUUUCUUGCUCUUGGCGUUGGUGUGGAUGACGUCUUCCUUCUGGCGCAUGCAUUUAGUGAAACAGGACAGAAUAAAAGGAUCCCUUUUGAGGACAGGACCGGGGAGUGUCUCAAGCGCACGGGAGCCAGCGUGGCCCUCACAUCCAUCAGCAACGUCACAGCCUUCUUUAUGGCUGCGUUGAUCCCGAUUCCCGCUCUGCGGGCGUUCUCCCUGCAGGCGGCUGUAGUAGUGGUAUUCAAUUUUGCUAUGGUUCUGCUGAUUUUUCCUGCAAUUCUCAGCAUGGAUUUGUAUCGACGUGAGGACAGGAGAUUGGAUAUUUUCUGCUGUUUUACAAGCCCCUGUGUCAGCAGAGUGAUUCAGGUUGAACCCCAGGCCUACACAGAGACUCACAAUAACACCCGCUACAGCCCCCCGCCCCCCUACAGCAGCCACAGCUUCGCCCACGAAACCCAGAUCACCAUGCAAUCCACGGUGCAGCUGCGCACAGAGUACGACCCACACACGCACGUGUACUACACCACUGCCGAGCCGCGCUCCGAGAUCUCCGUGCAGCCCGUCACCGUGGCCCAGGACACGCUCAGCUGCCAGAGCCCCGAGAGCACCAGCUCCACGAGGGACCUGCUCUCCCAGUUCUCUGACUCUAGCCUCCACUGCCUUGAGCCCCCCUGCAGCAGGUGGACACUCUCAUCUUUUGCCGAGAAGCACUAUGCCCCUUUCCUCUUGAAACCAAAAGCCAAGGUCGUGGUGAUCUUCCUUUUCCUGGGCCUGCUGGGGGUCAGCCUUUAUGGGACCACCCGAGUGCGUGAUGGGCUGGACCUUACAGACAUUGUGCCUCGGGAAACUAGAGAAUAUGACUUUAUUGCUGCACAGUUCAAAUACUUCUCUUUCUACAACAUGUAUAUAGUCACUCAGAAGGCAGACUACCCCAAUAUCCAGCACUUACUUUACGACCUUCAUAAGAGUUUCAGUAAUGUGAAGUAUGUCAUGUUGGAAGAAAAUAAACAGCUUCCCAAAAUGUGGCUGCACUACUUCAGAGACUGGCUCCAAGGACUUCAGGAUGCAUUUGACAGUGACUGGGAAACUGGGAAAAUCAUGCCAAACAAUUACAAAAAUGGAUCAGAUGAUGGGGUCCUUGCCUACAAACUCCUGGUGCAAACCGGCAGCCGUGAUAAGCCCAUCGACAUCAGCCAGCUCACUAAACGGCGCCUGGUGGAUGCAGACGGCAUCAUUAAUCCCAACGCUUUCUACAUCUACCUGACCGCUUGGGUCAGCAACGACCCCGUGGCUUACGCCGCCUCCCAAGCCAACAUCCGGCCUCACCGUCCUGAGUGGGUCCACGACAAAGCCGACUACAUGCCAGAAACCAGGCUGAGAAUCCCAGCAGCAGAGCCCAUCGAAUACGCUCAGUUCCCUUUCUACCUCAACGGCUUGCGUGACACCUCAGACUUCGUUGAAGCAAUUGAAAAAGUCAGAACGAUCUGCAACAACUACACAAGCCUGGGGCUCUCCAGCUACCCCAACGGCUACCCCUUCCUCUUCUGGGAGCAGUACAUCGGCCUCCGCCACUGGCUCCUCCUGUCCAUCAGCGUGGUGCUGGCCUGCACGUUCCUCGUGUGUGCUGUCUUCCUCCUGAACCCCUGGACGGCCGGGAUCAUUGUGACAGUCUUGGCUUUGAUGACGGUCGAGCUCUUUGGCAUGAUGGGCCUCAUUGGAAUCAAGCUGAGUGCCGUGCCUGUGGUCAUCUUGAUCGCUUCCGUCGGCAUCGGGGUGGAGUUCACCGUUCAUGUUGCUCUGGCCUUUCUAACAGCCAUUGGCGAUAAGAACCGCAGGGCCAUGCUCGCCCUGGAGCACAUGUUUGCACCUGUUCUGGAUGGUGCCGUUUCCACUCUGUUAGGAGUGCUGAUGCUUGCAGGAUCCGAGUUUGAUUUCAUUGUCAGGUAUUUCUUUGCUGUCCUGGCAAUCCUAACAAUCCUGGGUGUUCUCAAUGGACUGGUUUUGCUGCCAGUCCUUUUGUCCUUCUUCGGACCGUAUCCUGAGGUGUCUCCAGCCAACGGGCUGAACCGGCUGCCCACCCCUUCCCCUGAGCCGCCCCCCAGUGUGGUCCGGUUUGCUCUGCCCCCUGGUCACACGAACAACGGGUCUGAUUCCUCUGACUCCGAGUACAGUUCUCAGACGACGGUUUCGGGCAUCAGUGAGGAGCUUCGGCACUACGAGACCCAGCAGGGCACCGGGGGCCCUUCCCACCAAGUGAUCGUGGAAGCCACAGAGAACCCUGUCUUCGCCCGCUCCACCGUGGUCCAUCCUGAACCGAGGCAGCACCCACCCUCCAACCCUCGACAGCAGCCCCAUCUGGACUCAGGGUCCCUGCCACCCGGACGGCCAGGCCAGCAGCCCAGAAGAGAGGCCCCCAGAGAAUGCUUGAGGCCGCCCCCUUACAGACCGCGCAGAGACGCUUUCGAAAUUUCUACUGAAGGGCAUUCUGGCCCUAGCAAUAGGGACCGCACGGGCCCCCGGGGAACCCGUUCUCACAACCCUCGGCACCCAGCGUUCACUGCCACGGGCAGCUCCGUGCCCAGCUACUGCCAGCCCAUCACCACCGUGACGGCCUCGGCGUCCGUGACUGUUGCAGUGCACCCCCCGCCCGGGCCCAGUCGGAACCCCCGAGGGGGGCUUCGCCCGGGCUACGAGGACUACCCUGAGACUGACCACGGGCUGUUUGAGGACCCCCAUGUGCCUUUUAACGUCCGUUGCGAGAGGAGGGAUCCCAAGGUGGAGGUCAUUGAGCUACAGGACGUGGAAUGUGAGGAGAGGCGCCAGGGCAGCAGCUCCAACUGAGGUGGGGCGGGGCCGGUGGGCAGGUGGGUGGGCCUCAGAGGCACUGCUCUUCAGUGACCCCUCAGGGACUUAGAGGGACGCAGAUGGCUGCAUCCUCCUGGAGCCCUGGGCACUGAUGUGUCCCCUACUGAACCGCAGUGACCUCUUACCCACAGGCAGGGUUGCCUGUCUAAGCUUCGUCAUCCUUGGAGAACCAGUUGAGUUCCAGAUUGGAUCUGUCCCUCACAGUUAGCCUGUGGAGGUUUAAUGCAUCUCAACAGAGACACUGACAGCUGUCCCUAUCACCUAUUUUUCAGUCCUUUAAAGCCAUAGCAGGUAUGUCUGAUGAACGCACAGCUCAGUGAACAGUCACAAAGUGAGCACAUCCCUGUCACCAGCCCCCAGGUCAAGGGAGAGAUCAUGACCCACCCCUGGAAGCCCCUCAUGCCCUCACCCAUCCCCCACCAUCCUGAUCUCUAUACCCCAGACCCGUUGUGCCUGUGUUUGUGCUUUAUAAAUAGGGAACUCGUAGACCUGUUACUUUGACUUCCUUUUUUUUUUUUUUUUUUU
Molecule: messenger RNA, 5055 nt
Organism: Delphinapterus leucas (beluga whale)
Lineage: Eukaryota; Metazoa; Chordata; Mammalia; Artiodactyla; Monodontidae
Gene: PTCH1
Product: patched 1
Biological process (GO): negative regulation of smoothened signaling pathway
Cellular component (GO): plasma membrane
Molecular function (GO): smoothened binding; hedgehog receptor activity; hedgehog family protein binding
Source: RefSeq, a predicted model, not a curated record